AUGGCUACCACAGAGAAAGAGAAUGGAAAGCUAGGCAGCGCCAAAUGGCUGCAGCCCUACUUGGAAUCCCUCAACCCCGAAACAGAAUGGGAGGAGAUUGUUCGCACUCUGGCAAACUAUACGCUCAACGAAUUCAUUCUUAAUAUCAGUUACGUCAGCAAUUUCAUACUCGUCAUUCAAGAGCCUCUGGGAAGUGAGGCAUUGGUCCAUACCGAAAAGGUCUUCGACCGGAAACAGGAAAGAUUCGUGGACUCCGUGCGAUAUUUCACCCCUUGGUUUAUCGAUGGCCCAAGCUCGGAAAGGGUCAGGAAAUCCAUAUCGAGUUUGAACAACACGCAUAUGAGGAUUGCAAAGCGAUUACCAGGGAGGUGGGACCAUGACGACGAUUUCAUUAUGCCAUGUGUGCAGAUGGCCCUAUUCGGACACAACAUGAAGCAGAGGUUGGGUGUCCCGGUCGAUUCACCACAUAUCCAAGCUGCCUGGCAUCGCUGGUGUAAGGAGAUUUUUAAUCUCUUUCUGAAGGAAAGUGGGCCAGUGGCGGGGUUCCCCGAAGAUUUCCAAGGCAUGGUUGAGUACUCGAAUUGGUUCAACCGUCGCUCAUUCAAGUCCACGGAAAAAGGCCACUUGGCGUCUGUCGCUUUGAUUCAACAAUUCUGUGAGCGGUGGUUUCCGAGGCCGCUACAUUUUGUUGGAUACGAAAUCAUCAUCACAUUUUUGCCGGACGAGACUAUUGACCGGCACCGCCUUGGGCCGCGCAAGAAAUGGCUGGAAUUCCUUAUCAUGCUGAUUUUUCGCAUUAUGUUCUGGCUGCAGGCCGUGCUACCGGAUCCCAAAAAACCUUGCUAUCCAUACAUGGAUAGUCGAUCUGCGAAGCGGGUCACGAAACUGAAAACGACGUUAACAGCUAUUCUGAGCAUAGUGGCUCUACAACUUAUCUCCCGAGGGUAUGGAGGAUACUGUAGGCUGCAGGAGGCUUUACCGCCUCUGUCUCGGCUGCUGCAAGUGCCAUGGUUGGAUGCUCAGCGAAAAGCGGACAGCCUGCGCAGACACCCACGGAGAAUGAAUGCAGGCGACAUAACUUCGAGAACAACACUGGGAAGACAUUGUGAACUCCAGGCUAUUUGCAUGAAACGGCCUUCGAUUGAAUUGCUGUCCAGCUACUCGUCAGACACAGGGGAUGGCCAAUACGUGAUUCGCAUAUGCGAGAACCGUUCCCCAGCUAACUAUUUCCAGUCUGAGCCCAGGAACGAAUGUGUAAGGCUUCACUGA
This is a messenger RNA of Aspergillus oryzae RIB40, 1269 nucleotides long. RefSeq lists its product as uncharacterized. Lineage: Eukaryota; Fungi; Ascomycota; Eurotiomycetes; Eurotiales; Aspergillaceae. Bases 1 to 1269 code for a protein of 422 amino acids. The record is from RefSeq and is a predicted model, not a curated record. The transcript has 4 exons.